Messenger RNA from Didymosphaeria variabile, 258 nucleotides. RefSeq lists its product as uncharacterized. Lineage: Eukaryota; Fungi; Ascomycota; Dothideomycetes; Pleosporales; Didymosphaeriaceae. The transcript has 2 exons. The record is from RefSeq and is a predicted model, not a curated record. The coding region runs from base 1 to 258 and encodes 85 amino acids.
AUGGCCCCACGUUUCGCUCUCCCUGUCCGCCUCCCCAUAACCCGCACCUUCCGCGCCCCCGCGCGCUUCAACUCCAACACCUCCACCGGCCGCGCCGCUCGCGUCAUUGAGAUGGCUGCGCAAGCUGAGAAGCCAAGUACCCUCGAGGCCGGCGUGCCGAUCAUGUGGGCAAUCUGCGGUGGCCUGAUCUACACCGCAUGGAACAGGAUCGAGGAGAGGGAAGGUGCUGAGAAUGUGCAGAAGCUUUUGAUCGUUUAA